Molecule: messenger RNA, 2171 nt
Organism: Oryzias latipes (Japanese medaka)
Lineage: Eukaryota; Metazoa; Chordata; Actinopteri; Beloniformes; Adrianichthyidae
Gene: slc16a1a
Product: solute carrier family 16 member 1a
Biological process (GO): plasma membrane lactate transport
Cellular component (GO): basolateral plasma membrane
Molecular function (GO): lactate:proton symporter activity
Source: RefSeq, a predicted model, not a curated record
CAGUCGACUGUUCAGCUUUACUGCACUCAGUGGAAACAGAGCUCAGGAGCUCCAUCCAACUUUUGGACUGACACCUUGGAUAGAGACGCACAGAUAAACAGAGCAGCUCCAUCAUCCUUGUACCAGAGCUUUUGCUGAGAGGGAAAAUGCCGUGUGCCGUUGGUGGUCCCGAAGGCUACACUCCACCAGAAGGUGGCUGGGGAUGGAUGGUGGUGACUGGGGCCUUCAUUUCUAUCGGCUUCUCUUAUGCCUUUCCCAAGUGCAUCACUGUCUUCUUCAAAGAAAUUGAGGUGAUCUUCGACGUGACAAGCAGCCAGGUGUCAUGGAUCUCAUCUAUCAUGCUAGCAGUCAUGUAUGGCGGAGGCCCUAUAAGCAGCAUCUUGGUUAACAAAUAUGGCAGUCGCCCUGUCAUGAUGGCUGGAGGAUUACUAUCCGGAGUGGGACUUGUUGCUGCCUCUUUCUGCAACUCUGUUCCAGCCUUGUACUUCUGCAUUGGUGUGAUAGGAGGUUUGGGGUUGGCUUUCAACCUGAACCCUGCCCUCACUAUGAUUGGAAAGUACUUCUACAAAAGACGUCCUAUUGCUAAUGGGAUUGCCAUGGCUGGAAGUCCUGUCUUUCUCUCUACCUUGGCUCCUCUCAACACCUGGUUCUUUGACCAGUUUGGCUGGAGAGGAAGUUUUAUGAUUCUUGGAGGACUGCUUCUUAACUGCUGUGUUGCAGGCUCACUCAUGCGACCUAUAGGGCCAAAACCAAAACCAGCAGAGAAGACCACUGAGAGAAGGACUGUAUCACAGACCAUUAACAGCUUCAUUGACCUCACUUUGUUUAAGCACCGUGGGUUUUUGCUCUACAUCCUGGGCAACUCUAUAAUGUUUUUUGGCUUGUUUGCACCACUAGUGUUUCUCUCUAAUUAUGCCAAGAGUGAAGACAUACCAAAGGAAAAGGCAGCUUUUUUACUCUCUGUGCUGGCUUUUGUUGACAUGUUUGCCCGUCCUUCAAUGGGCUUUGUGGCUAGUACCAAGUGGGUUCGGCCCAGAAUCCAAUACUACUUUGCUGCCUCUGCACUGCUCAAUGGUGUGUGUCAUGUUUUGGCCCCUGUAUCUGUUGACUACACAGGCUUUGUUAUUUACGCCAUUUUUUUUGGAUUCGCUUAUGGCUGGCUGAGCUCAGUGCUGUUUGAGACUUUGAUGGAUCUCGUGGGGGCCCAGCGCUUCUCAAGUGCUGUUGGGCUGGUCACCAUUGUGGAAUGUGGUCCAGUACUGUUAGGGCCUCCGCUGCUGGGAAAGUUCAAAGACAUCUACCAUCAUUACAGGUACACAUACCAGAGCUGUGGGAUCAUCCUCAUCGUCUCCAGUGUCUUCCUGUUUGCUGGAAUGGGACUUAACUAUCGGCUGUUGGCCAAAGAGAAAAAAGAGGAGGAGAGAAGGGCCAGGGUGGGAAAUAGAGGACAAAGUUCCAAUGUUGACCAUGCUUCUAAAGCGGUGGCAGAGGCUCAGAGCAAAGAAGACACUGUCUAGUGUUCUGCACCCAGUCAUCUUUCAUUUUUGAGCAAAGUAAAACAUACCUUUAUGGGAAAAAAAACUUGAUUUGUAUACUUCACUUACAGGUUUUACCUUUGACCCUGUUUUAGUGUUUCAUACUUGAUAAAAUCAAUCUAACACAGUUCAAAAAUGUGCAUGAAGCACUUAUUUGGUUUUACAACAUUUUUGUCAAAUGCUCUUACUUUGUCAAACCAUAUACAUUACUAAAUGAACUGCUUUGUUUUUAGCUUUGAAUCUGCAAAAGCUGUUAAUCAUUAAAAUAAAACUUGGCUGUGAGACAGCGAUGUUUUUAAAAAUAUAUUCAAAAUGUUUUAUUAAAGCUUGCUUUUUAAACGUAUGUAUACAGUUUGAAUAUAUUAACCUGAAAGUGUGUAUUUUGUGUAUCCAAGUUAUAUCUCUAAUAUUUCUUUAAAAAAAAGAAAAGCGUUUAAUCUGUUUAAUGAAACUGACACUAUAUCUUGGAAGGGUAUAAGAAGACUAAUGCAGUUUACGAGGAAGAUCUUUAGCAUAAGAAAAUAACCAAUGUGACUAAUACUUAUUUUUGUAUUUUUAAAACCUUUAUUAACAUUUUUGUCCGUAAACUUCAUUAGAAUACCUCAUCGUGUCAAAUAAACUACCUUUAAAAAAAGA